Diospyros lotus (date-plum) is the source of this 2055-nucleotide messenger RNA. RefSeq names its product putative glucose-6-phosphate 1-epimerase. Gene Ontology annotation, molecular function: carbohydrate binding; isomerase activity. The transcript has 9 exons. Gene Ontology annotation, biological process: carbohydrate metabolic process. The record is from RefSeq and is a predicted model, not a curated record. Bases 575 to 1516 code for a protein of 313 amino acids. Lineage: Eukaryota; Viridiplantae; Streptophyta; Magnoliopsida; Ericales; Ebenaceae.
AAUUUGAUUUUAAGGAUUGACCAGCUCGCAGGUUCGUAUCAAUGUCGGAUUGGGUUAGAGACGGAGGGAGAUGUAGCUGAAAUGUCUCCAUUACGGGACACGCGCUUGGCCGCAAGAGCUAGGCUGCUCAAGAGGAGUAAACCCUAACAAACUCCCUUGUAGAGAACUUCUAUGCCUUGGCAACAAACAAUGGAAGAAUAUUUGAAGAGGAACAGCGAGGAGAAUCUGAAUGGAGCAUUGCAUUCUAUGAGGAACCUCACAUCACGGUUAUGUGAUUCGCUGAAGUCGCAGCAGAUCAACCAGAAAAUGGAGCAGGGGCAUGGCGGCGUUCUACCUUGCAUCGCUCUGUGCUUGUAUAUCUACAAGCAUAUGUUGCAUGAAACAGAGGCUGUUAUAUCAAUUGCAGAUACGAAGGGGUAAAACGCAACAAGCCAGAAAGAGGUUGAGGGGAGCAGCCGCCAGUUGCGUGAAGAGGGAAGAUAUGCAGCUGCGUAGAAAUAAACAGAAGUUUAUUAUGGCUCGCGUCAACUGGUAGCCUAAACAUUGGAAGAAGCGGGAGACGAAGGGGUUGCAAAUGGAAAGGGCCCGAGCAAUCAUAUCUAAGUCAGAAAGAAAGUUAACGGAAGAAGAGGUUAGCUUACAAGGAGGUCAAGUCAUUUCUUGGCGGAAUGGUCGAGGUGAAGAAUUUCUCUUCACCAGUAGCAAGGUGAUUCAGGAACAUCCCUGGUGGAACCCAUUUGACUGGUUUAUUCCUGCUAGCACUGUGAACUCUAAGCCUCCUAAAGCACUGCGGGGAGGGAUUCUCAUAUGCUUCCCUCAGUUUGGAGAGACUGGUUCAAUUGAACAACAUGGCUUUGCGAGGGACAAAAUUUGGAGUAUUGAUGAGAAUCCUCCACCUCUGCACCCAAGAGAUUCUCUGGGCAAAUCAUUUGUCAACUUGCUGCUCAGAUCAUCUGAAGAAGAUCUUAAGUGCUGGCCCCAUCGUUUUGAGCUUCGACUUAGGGUUGCUCUUUCAGCUGAUGGAAAAUUGAGUUUGAUAUCACGAGUCAGAAACAUUUUUGGCGAGCCAUUUACUUUUGCAUUCGCUUAUCAUUCAUAUUUGUCUGUCUCUGACAUAAGUGACGUGAGGGUUGAAGGGCUGGAAACACAAUACUAUCUAGACAACCUUUGCCAAAGAGAACUUUUUGCAGACCAAGGAGACGCCAUUACUUUUGAAUCUGAGGUAGAUCGAGUUUAUCUUGAUUCUCCAGAUGUUAUUGGAGUCCUUGAUCAUGGAAGUAGAAGAACGUUUGUGAUGAAGAAGUCUGGGCUAAGAGAUGUUGUGGUCUGGAAUCCAUGGGAUAAGAAAUCAAGAGCCAUGAAGGAUCUUAAGCCGGACGAGUACCAGAAGAUGGUUUGUGUUAAUCCUGCAGCGGUUGAGAAUCCCAUCACUUUGAAUGUAGGACAGGAAUGGACCGGCCGACUGGAGCUCAUAAACGUAGCUUCAAGCUUUUUCAGCCAGACCUUGAUCCCCUAAGCCACUGUCUUAGAGGGAUGAGAAGAAAGCCAGAAUCAGUUGCCUCUGUUGCAGUUAUAGCUGGUUUUGAGUAACAAGUUUAAAUUAGGACUUCUAGGUGAAUGGCUUGGUGUUCUGAGUUUUAGUGUAAGUAAAGUCUUGGUGUUGUGAUGGAAGCCUAUGUUUUGUGGGUAUGCAUCUCUCUCUCUCUCUCUCUCUGCCCACACACACACACACACACACCUUGCUGUUAGGUUCCCCUUCAUAUUUUCUUGAUUUGAGAAAAGGGUUUUAAUGCGCAGGAUGAAUUGAAAAUCCCAGAUAAGAUGCUGUGGGCUGGGGGCUGAUCAACGUAACAGUAACUCUUCAUCAUCUUUUUAGUUUAAAAUUUUGGCCAAAUCUAUAUUUUUACUCUCAUACUUUCACCUUUUUUUUGUGUAGCUACUUAAACUUUUUGUUAUUCGAUUACACUCCCGAACCUGAUUUUCGACUCAAUUUUGCCCCAUGUGCUUUGACAUUUUUUUAUAGGAUAAUUCAAAUUUUUCGUUGUUUUGAUUGCA